Molecule: messenger RNA, 192 nt
Organism: Heterocephalus glaber (naked mole-rat)
Lineage: Eukaryota; Metazoa; Chordata; Mammalia; Rodentia; Bathyergidae
Gene: Krtap8-1
Product: keratin associated protein 8-1
Source: RefSeq, a predicted model, not a curated record
AUGUACUUCAACAACUGCUUUGGCUCUGUCUUCCCCGGAUGCUACUGGGGCAGCUAUGGCUACCCCCUGGGAUACAGCGUGGGCUGCGGCUUUGGCAGCACCUAUUCCCCAGCGGGCUAUGGCCUCGGCUACGGCUAUAACGGCUGUGGAGCUUAUGGCUACAGACGCUGCUGGCCAUUUGCCCUCUACUGA